Macrobrachium nipponense is the source of this 2413-nucleotide messenger RNA. RefSeq lists its product as uncharacterized. NCBI's taxonomy places the organism in Eukaryota, Metazoa, Arthropoda, Malacostraca, Decapoda, Palaemonidae. The record is from RefSeq and is a predicted model, not a curated record. The transcript has 18 exons. Bases 130 to 2007 code for a protein of 625 amino acids.
ACCCUGCCGUGAUGCGACAACGCUGCCUUCAGUGUUCGCUGAAGUUAUGCGAUGCAUUAACGGUCCCUUGGUCACGUCAGAUGAUCAAGUUGUAUAUCCAUUGAAAUGAUUGGGAGUUAAGUCAACAGCAUGGAUGUCAGUGAACUUGUCAAAAGGGCAAAGAGAGCAUUAGAUGGAUAUAUAUCGUAUCGCAAAGCUGUUUUGGUAGUGUUAGUUAUUCUUGUAAUCCUCCUUUAUUGUGGACCAUCGAUUUUUCGUUUAGUCCUUAACACAAAACCUUCAAUCACAGAUUCUGCAAGUAGAAGCCUGUCUGUGAGAUUAGAUCGCUUCUGGCAAGCUUCUCAAGAAGAUGACGCUCACAUCUUGCACGUCCCUGCAAAUGACGACGAGAGACCGUUCAUCCCAUAUGUUGGUAAUGGUCUCAUGGGCCUUUCCUUGGAUCAGGAGAGUCCAAUAUAUAUUAGAAAUGGGAGGACUCUUUCUCUGCCCGUAAACUAUCGUCCAAUAACUUUAAUGUCAGUUGAUGGGGCUUCUGUUAAAGAAGCCAUUGUAACAGAGUAUAAAACUGGAGUCGUGCAUCGUCUGCAGUCAUGGGAGCAACCAGCUGUAGGAUCCAUAGAUGUGACAUACCAAACUUAUGCUCAUCGAGCAAUGCCAGCAUUACUCCUUCAAGAUAUUAAGAUUAUCAACCCCACCAGUCAAGAUACCCUUGUUGACAUUGAACAGAUGGGUCUGGGAGACUGGUUAGGAGCUACCACAGAAACUGUAAAGUUACAACAUGGUGAAGGAGAGCAUGAAUACACAAUUAUUAAGGGGUUUGUAGAAGUACCUGAUUCAUCCAAUAUCAUUCCUGUUGCUGUAGUGACGCUGAAAGUGCCGUCCAGCUUAGAGGUCAAAUCGCAUCUUUCGUUGACGUUGCAUGUUGUAACAGCAGUAAAUUACACAGAUCCUAUUCCUAGAAAAAUGUAUCAGAGCGUAAAGGAAGCUGUUGCACAAAGUGCCCUUACGGUCUUGAAACGGGCUGUCACAGGAAGUAUAAAAAAGCUGCGUACAGAGCAUUCUUUGAUCUGGAACGAGCUUUGGUCAUCAGGGUUCUGCAUUAGCCACUCCAAAGCAGAGAAUGCAGUUAAUGGAGAUCUUAUUAAUGCUACCCUUUAUCAUGUCUUAUCACAGGCAAGAGCUCCCCUUCAUGAGGUAAUGACUACAGAGGAACAGAGAUCUUCUAUUCUGCGGGAUAUUGCUUAUGCAGAGGGAUGCUAUGGAGGACAUCCUACUCUUCAAGCUGAUCGGCUUUGGUCCCCUCUGGAUUCUGUAGAAGCUGUAAAUACUGUGGUUGGGUAUUGGAUGGUCACCUUAGAGAAACAGGGUUGCCAUCAGUUAGUGAGAGCUGGGGCCAAUGGCAUUAUGCAAGCAAUGCUGCUAAGUCUAGGGGGCUUGCGUUUUAAGAACCAGCACCUUGAACUCAAUGCUCAUCCAAAGGAUCUCCACAGAGAUUAUAAUUUUAGGCGAAUAAGUUAUGGUAAUGCAACCCAUUUAAAUAUUUCCAUAAUGGUGCAAGAGGAGGAUUACAAAGCAGUCCUCUACACAGCUUUAGAUAGGUCUGACAGAAACUACUAUGCAUGUGAUGCUGGAUGUCUUGAUCCUCCCGUUCAACUCAAGCAGGAAAGGCAAGCCUUUCCAGUCAAGCUUACAGAGCCAGUAACAGCAAUAUUAUAUAUUACAUCUGAUAAAGUUCACAUGGAAGAACUUAAACAUACAAUUCAUGUAAAAGAAAUUGCCUUAGCUCCUCCACACGAGCAUCACGUCAUAGCUAUGCACAAACAUGGCCACAAGUGGGGUGGCCUGCCAACAGUGUUCUGGUUAACGAUCAUCGCACUCAUUGUUAUUUUCCAUCUUUUCCUCAUUAAGCUUGUCAUCAAUGAAUACUGUGGAGGUGAUAUUAAAGUUCGAUACAGAUUGUUGGGCCAGAAUAUUAUUCAACAAACUAUCAGCUCAGCUGAAACUUGAUAAACAACUCUACCUUGGACCAAGAUGGUUUCGCCUGAAAAGAGCUAAAAACUGUCCGACUUCUAGCGUAAUGAACACCUAACGUAGAGAGGGGACAAUGCAAAGCUUUAUUAUCGAAAGGAGGGCCCCGUCCUUUUGUGCUGUACAUAAUUUUUGAUUUAUUUUGAUCAUGAGCAUUUUCAUACAGUUCACCUGUCACACUUCUCAUUGAUUUGUUGUUAGUAAUGAUUCGCAGUGAAAUGUUUUAAGUUGGAUUUUUAUUUUGUAUUUAUGGUUAUUUAUUGGUGUGUAUUUGUAUAUACAUUGGAUAUAUUAUAUAUAUAUAUUAUGUAUGUACUUCCAAGGAAAUGUGGGUUUUAAGCUUUUGUAUUUUCAAUAUUUGAAAUAUAGUUGAAAAUAACAGAAA